GGGCUCCUCCGCGUCUCGCUCUGCUCGGGGGCCCGUUGCGCCCGCGCGGCUGCGAGCCUCGGGUGGCCGCGCGUGGCCGCGCCGGCUUCUGCCGCGGAGGGCGCGGCGGCCGGAAUGUCGCGGCGAGGGCCGCGCGGCGGGGCGGGCGCCUGAGGAAGAGCGGCCGGCCCGCGCUCUCCGUGGCCGCCCCGGUGCGGCGGGGGAGCCGCCUUCGUGGGCGCCGGGGACCGGGACACCCGCGAGCGGGCCGGGGAGAUGCCCAACCCCAAGAACAGCAAAGGCGGCCGCAAAAACAAGCGCGCCAACAGCAGCGGGGACGAGCAGGAAAAUGGAGCCGGGGCCUUGGCGGCGGCGGGUGCGACAGGCGCGGCGGCCGGAGGGGCCCUGGCGGCGGCGGCGGCGGGCUGCGGGGCGGCGUCGCCCGGCGCGGUGGGCACCGGCGGCGCGGCGGGCCCGGGAGGUGCGGGCACGGGCGCCGCCAACGCCACCGUCGCUGCGGGGGCUGCAGCCGCGGGAGACGCUAAGAAUGGAGCUCCUUGUGCCACGCCUCUGAUCUGCAGCUUUGGGAGACCAGUGGACCUGGAGAAGGAUGACUAUCAGAAGGUGGUGUGCAACAAUGAGCACUGUCCCUGCAGCACCUGGAUGCAUCUUCAGUGCUUCUACGAGUGGGAGAGCAGCAUCUUGGUACAGUUCAACUGCAUCGGCAGGGCCCGCAGCUGGAAUGAGAAGCAGUGCCGCCAAAACAUGUGGACCAAGAAGGGCUAUGACCUGGCUUUCCGCUUCUGUUCCUGCCGCUGUGGGCAGGGCCACUUAAAAAAGGACACAGACUGGUACCAGGUAAAGCGAAUGCAAGAUGAAAAGAAGAAGAAGUCUGGGUCAGAGAAGAACACAGCAAGGCCUCCAGGGGAGGCUGGGGAGGAGGCAAAAAAAGGCAGGGCCCUGAACAAGCCCCAGAAGGGCCUGAACCAUGACCUUCCUCGGCGGCACUCCAUGGACAGGCAGAACUCCCAGGAAAAGACAGUCGGUUCUGCAGCCUAUGGCGCCCGCUCCCCUUGUGGCUCCCCUGGCCAGUCCCCACCCACAGGCUACUCUAUCCUCUCCCCAGCCCACUUUAGUGGUCCCCGAUCCUCCAGAUACCUUGGGGAAUUCUUAAAGAAUGCCAUUCAUCUUGAGCCUCACAAAAAGGCCGUGCCAGGAGGCCACGUGUUCAGAAAUGCCCACUUUGAUUACAGUUCGGCUGGUCUGUCUGUACACAGGGCAGGACACUUUGACACCCCUGUCCAGUUCCUGCGGCGGCUGGACCUCUCUGAACUUCUCACUCACAUCCCCAGGCAUAAGCUAAACACUUUCCAUGUUCGGAUGGAAGACGAUGCCCAAGUAGGCCAAGGCGAAGAUCUGCGGAAGUUCAUUCUUGCAGCCCUCAGUGCCAGCCACAGAAACGUCGUAAACUGUGCUUUGUGCCACCGGGCGCUCCCCGUGUUUGAACAGUUCCCUCUGGUGGAUGGAACUCUGUUCUUAAGCCCCUCAAGACACGAUGAGAUUGAAUAUGAUGUUCCUUGUCACCUUCAAGGGAGACUCAUGCAUCUGUAUGCAGUGUGUGUGGACUGCCUGGAAGGGGUUCACAAGAUUAUCUGCAUCAAAUGCAAGUCACGAUGGGACGGCAGCUGGCACCAGCUGGGCACCAUGUAUACCUACGACAUCCUGGCUGCCUCUCCCUGCUGUCAGGCCCGUCUGAAUUGCAAGCAUUGUGGCAAGCCUGUGAUCGACGUACGGAUCGGGAUGCAGUACUUCUCUGAGUACAGCAAUGUCCAGCAGUGUCCACACUGUGGGAACCUGGACUACCAUUUCGUGAAGCCAUUCUCUUCCUUCAAAGUUCUCGAAGCUUAUUGAUGAAAGCUUUGCUUUAGUAAUAGCUAUUUUAUUGAUAUUAUUACUUUACUACAUAUCUUUUAUAGGGGAACAUUCUGUGACAUUAAUUUCUUUUCUAAUUUGAAGCAGAGUUUACUUUGUAUAUUUGUGCCACUAAAAUGGGGACUUCCUCUUGCCCUUUCCUGAUUCCCAAAUGUCAAUGUGUGGGUAAGACUGGAGGCCAGAUGGGGAAUUGUGCAGGUUUGGUAGGGUUUUAGUCUCAUGCAGAGUGUCUGAUGGAGUUCUAAGGUAGUAGGAAGAAUGGGUGCCAUUUAGGGGUGGGAAUCUGGCUAAACUAGAGGUGUGGUAGGAGUUGGGAGGGAGCUUUUACUAAAUGUUAGCUUUCUUGAGACUCACUGUUAGUUCUCUGGGCCUUGGGGAAAUAAAUGACAAGUGAAUGUACACCUGAGCCUGGACAGCCAGUACUGUAUUAGGCUGUCUGGACUCUGUUUUUCAGCACAGGUUGAGGUGCAAUUUUCUCCCACUGAUAGAUGAUUUGAGAGUAGAACUGAGUGCUCUUUCUUUGACUAUUUGUCUAAUUUAACAGUUUUCAUACUGGAAAUAAUAUCCAAAUUAUAUGACACGUGAAAGCUGUUGCUGUGUAGGUGAGCUGAAUCUAGCAGGUCUUGUGAAGCAAAUUUGGAAAUGAUGCACACUGAAUCAGGCAGGCAGAAAGACACACUUUGGUUAUUUGAACUGUAUCUCUAGAGGUGGUCAGAGAGUCUACAGAAAAUCUGUAUACUCGGUGGUUUUGAUGGGCAGCAUUUACAGGUUGCAUUGCUGAAGUGCUGCCUGGUAUCCAGAGCUCCUUGCAGGUAAACCUCUGGCCUGCCUGCUGUGCUGCAGAACCACCUGUGCCACACUUCCUUUUCAGUAUAUCUAGUGCCACAUAGUCAGAGCCAAUCUGAAGAAGGAAGGCGACAGUUAGAAUGAUGAAUAGUUUUUAUUCUUUUAAAAGUAAGUUCAGUUUUGGGAGCAGUAAUGCAAAAGAGCAUAUCUGAAAAUAGAUCAUCCUAAAGAUUCCCAUGAUCCCUCACUGUUGGUUAAAGCAAAAGUAGCAUACAGACCAAGUAUUCCAAACCAACCUCUGUGCAGGAGAAUGUGGAAACUUCAAUAUGCUGAAGACAUGGCCUGUACAGUUAGAAUUAGAGACUUACUUCUUAUGAAGCAAUUUGGUAUUUUCAAGUAUGAUAUAGAAGUACAUAUUAAAAGAAUACUAAAUCUUACCCAUUUAUGACUAGGCAAAUUUGAAGUUUAUGUAAAUAUUUAUAUCAUUUUUUUGGUUUAUGCCCCCUACACAUACAGUGGGUGUUUCUCUUCAAAAUUGUCUAAGCAUUAUUGCCAGUGAGUUUUAAAUUCUACUGCUUGGUGAUUUGAUGGAAUCAGCAUUAAGGAACCCAACUAAAACUCUUCAUCUUUGGAUGAAUAUUCUUCAUCAGUUGGUUUGUUACUCAUAGUUUGAUGAUCUGAAGUUUCACAUCUGUAAAAACUUGCCUAGGACAAGCAGAAAUCAUUAUUGGUCAGGUGGUGUUUAAUGCAAUUACAUGAGGUCUACAUAACAUAAUACUUACAAAUUUGUCUCCGAAGCACAAAGCUGUAAUUAGGAAUUAGCUGUUUCCCUAUGAGUCUGUUGUACACUCAAGUUUAAAAUUUUGGUAAGUUUCUAUUCAAAUUCAUAUUUGUCUUCGUGUUUCUGAUUCUUUUAAAAUAAAUAAAAUACUUGUAAUGCAGUUCUUUAACCUGGUGACGUUUUCUAGUAAAAUUUCACUGUGUUAUUGUUCCGAAGUCAAUCUAUUCACUGUACCACGUGAGUUCUUUAGGUUAAAAGACACUGUGGAGCUGUAAGCCACAUUCCGUUCUUGUUCCUUAGAUUGAUUUCUGCCCCUAAAAGGAAGAGGUCUUAUUUCAGUUGGAUAACAUUUGCAUUUGAUGCUAUGUUGAUGAUAAAGUGAGGACUAUGUAUAUGGUCUUACAAAAGAAGCAUGAGCCCUGCAUUCCAAUACUUACCUUUUGCCUUUUAGUGCAUUAAUUUCACUUUUGUCUGGAAGGGAAAAUUUGGCUGGUUGGAGAAAAAAAAAAAUACAACUAAGCAUACAAUACUUGCUAUAAAGGUAAAUUUUACUUUGGAAAUCUUCUGACCUUAAUGUUUUCACCAGUCUUUGCCUGAACACGUUGAUUAGAAUUGGUCUAUGUCAAGAAGGAUUAUCAUUUCUAUUGUAGUUGGGACAGUAAAGGGUAUCAGUCACCUAGGAGAUCUAACUUCUGUUUCUGAUGAGUAACUCAUAGAUUCAGUAACUCAUAGAUUGACUAAUAAUUUAAAGUGAUUUUUAUCUACUUUAAUAUCUUUAGUCAUUUAUUUUUAAAGUGUUCCAUACUUUGAGCAAGUAAAAUUGCUUCAGUUUUGAGACAAGCUAAUUUCUGAUCGUAUUUUCUUCAGGCCAUCUCAGCUCUCUGCUGUUUCUGAUUACCUGAUCACAUGGGAAGCCCUUACAGAGGGGCUUCUCCAACAUCCUUUAAUUUCCAGUUUUUGAAAAAGGGAUUCAUUUUUCUAAGUAAAAGAAAUUUUCAUACCUUUUUGGGAAAAAUUAGCUCAUGAAGAAAGAGUUUUAUAUGUUUAAAUGAUAAAACUUAACAGAUUGAGUCAUAACAUGCUAGACUACCAAGACUACCUUUCUGAGUUCCUCGUGUCGUCCUACAAUACCAGUGCUUUUUCUGUGCAGUCUGCUUUGUGCCUGUUUUCUAACCUUGUUGAUUUUUUUGUUCAAGUCCUUGAAGCAGUUGUUGAAUAAUUUUAGUUGGGAGAUUGGGGAAGAGGUGAGGAAAAAGCACUUUUCUUUAGGGUGUGGUUCCCAUGACAGGAUGCUGCCUAACCUAGUUCAUCUUCAUACCUUGUUGACUUUAUUAUUUUUUCAGAUAAUUGAAAGAGAAUAUAAUGAAUGGACACCAUGAAAACCAGCUCAAAAAUAUGUUGUUGUCUACAAAGAUUUCUUGUCAAGAUGUCUUGGAUUGCACUUUUGUUGAGGGAAGCCAGUGUAAAUACUUAAAGAAUGUUGAUAAAAAUUGAAGCAUUUGGGUUAUGGAAUCAUGUGUGAUGUUAGAGGGUUUCUGUAUGUGAAAGGUGUGUAUUAAGAAUAAUAAAAUUUUAGAAACAAA
Messenger RNA from Mus musculus (house mouse), 5061 nucleotides. It is a transcript of the gene Heca, whose product is annotated as hdc homolog, cell cycle regulator. The record is from RefSeq and is marked validated. The transcript has 4 exons. The coding region runs from base 256 to 1890 and encodes 544 amino acids. Lineage: Eukaryota; Metazoa; Chordata; Mammalia; Rodentia; Muridae.